ACCUUUGUCUUUUGCCUCCAUUCCCUUCUCCAUCCACUAAAUGCUCUUUGCCUCUCUUAUUGCUCUUUUGUUAUACUGAACUUUGCAACUCUCUUUCUCCUUCUCCUUCUCUCUACUCCAAUUAGGGUUUCCUUUGAGGGUAUUCACCUGUCAUAAAUCUGUGGAGAGGUUUCUCCUUCAUUUGCUAAGGAGUACUUUAUCUUGGGAAGGAACAAAGAACAUCUAGCUCUUGAAAGAGCUCUUCAAGAGGGAAAAUAAAAAGAGAACAAAGAAAGAUCAAAUGGCUUCGUCCAGCUCUUACAAUUCUCCCUGUGCUGCCUGCAAGUUCUUGAGGAGGAAAUGCAUGCCUGGUUGUAUUUUUGCACCUUAUUUUCCACCAGAGGAGCCACAAAAGUUUGCAAAUGUCCACAAGAUUUUUGGAGCAAGCAAUGUGACUAAGCUCCUGAAUGAACUUCUCCCUCAUCAGAGAGAAGAUGCAGUGAACUCUCUUGCCUAUGAAGCAGAAGCUAGAGUAAGGGACCCGGUUUAUGGCUGUGUUGGGGCUAUCUCAUUCCUUCAAAGACAGGUUCUGAGGUUGCAGAAAGAACUUGAUGCAGCUAAUGCUGAUCUAAUCCGCUAUGCUUGCAAUGAAAUCCCAACAGCAUUGCCUGCACCACCUCCAGGGACAAAUUCUAUGCAGCCAAUGAUUGAUCAUUGCCAAAGGCUAAGAAUGGGUAAUGAAGGAGGUUUUUAUCAACCUCCUGGUAUGGCUCUUCCUUAUAGUUUUCCAUGGAAUGAUAACAAUGAAGGAGGGGGAGGGGGAGGGGGAGGGGGAGGGGGAGGAGGAGGAGGAGGAGGAGAAGGGAACAUGUGA
Ricinus communis (castor bean) is the source of this 853-nucleotide messenger RNA. Its product is annotated as protein LATERAL ORGAN BOUNDARIES. The record is from RefSeq and is a predicted model, not a curated record. NCBI's taxonomy places the organism in Eukaryota, Viridiplantae, Streptophyta, Magnoliopsida, Malpighiales, Euphorbiaceae. The transcript is spliced from 2 exons. The coding region runs from base 281 to 853 and encodes 190 amino acids.